Molecule: messenger RNA, 927 nt
Organism: Pseudozyma hubeiensis SY62
Lineage: Eukaryota; Fungi; Basidiomycota; Ustilaginomycetes; Ustilaginales; Ustilaginaceae
Product: hexose carrier protein
Exons: 1
Coding region: 1-927 (308 amino acids)
Source: RefSeq, a predicted model, not a curated record
AUGUCGGUUGGAGUUCCGACUGGUUCGGAGAAGGAUACACAUCAUUCCCGAAGGCGCUGCGGUACGGUGUUGCCGACGGCCAAGAGGCGGAGACGACCGACGCUCAGACUGCUGGCCGUGUUGCAGUGCCCGACUCGGCGUUGUGCUGCAGAGCGAUCAAGACGCUUUUUGAAUGCGCUGGAUUUCAGAAUUCGCCGAGCCAACCAGUCAGCCCAGUCAAGGCAGCUGCUGCACAUUCAUUCCAACAGUGUGUGUGGCUCACGAGUACGCCCGCAGCUGUCGAAACAUACCAACACGCUCUGUGCAGCCAGGGCAGGGCAAACCACCAUGUCGGUCACGGCGAUCCAUUCGUUAUGCGACCUCCUGCUCGCGUGUGCUGAUGCGCAUGCGCAAUCAAUAUGUCGAUCGGUAUUUCUUGGCUCUUUCUUUUCUUUCUUCCGCCAGCGAGAACAUGCGAGCUUACCGAGACGUGACACGAGGGCGAACUUAUUGGACUCGUGUGGUAUUGUACAUCCGACCAUUGAGCGCCAAGUCAUCGUGUUAGACCACAAUACAGAACAUCGGACAACAAGCCAGGCCGUGCUUCGCUGGACCAUCGCUGCUUGUCGCCAACAACGAGCACGAUACAACAUGAUCGUGUCAUCCUGUCCCUUGCUGGUUGCAUUCGCGACCAAAAUGAGCAACGUGACGGGACGUGGUGAAUGGCCGAGCUGGGUGGAGUCGCAGACUAGGGCUUGGUACGAUCAACGACCAAGAGCUUCAAAUGUCGGCCGAAAUUGCGGAGACAAAGUGCGACGUCGUCAUGAUUCUGGCUGGCGGGUGUCGCAAGGCAAACCAAUCUGCCCUCGAAGAUCGAACAGCGCGCCUCGGAAGAAGUUUCGAGACAAAAGGUCCGCCCGCCGCCGCACGAUCGUGACAGACAUUUGA